AUGGCUUCAAGUGAGCUCUCUAGCAAAGAAACGUUGGUUCGUAUUGAUAUCGAUGGAGAAAAAUAUCGUCUGGCAGUCGUUAAUUCAAGCACAGUUGCCGAACUGCGUACCAUUCUUUCAAAACGAUGCAAACUGUCAAGCAGUACUCGUUUUCUUGAUGCUGAAGGUUGUAUUUUGUUUCCUGAAGAUGAAAAAUUAGUGACCAUCUCAGCAUUAUCAACUGAAAACCAUUUUGUUCGAUUAACAAGUGAUAAAAGUAAAAUAACUCCACUACCAAUUCCAGAAAUGAACAGCAAGGUAUUUGAAAGAAAAAUCGAUCUCACGUACGCUCAACCACUCAGUCAUUUAAGUGAAGCUCCUUUACGUGAAUUAACAAUACCUGGUUCAACACCAACACCUUCACAAAAUAAGAUUACUGUAGCUACUGAUCUAGAUCUGGAUACGUGGAAAAGAAUAUUUCGUAAUUGUAAUCUUUUCCAAGCUAUUCGAAUGGAUCAAGAAACACCCAUACGCGCUUUCAAACCCGUGUUCAAACUUAGACAAUCUAUCGAUGAGAUUUCGCUAUUCCAUGUUACUGACGAAUCACAUAUUAAAUCAUACAUGAAAGAUAAAGAAAUGCAUAGUUCAUUUCUUUCCAGUAAAUUUUUUGAUGGUGGUGUGGAAUUUUCCACUCCCUUUGUUGGUAUUGGUGUCAAUGCUGAAUAUUCAAAGAGUAAAACCAUAACAAAAAUACAGAAAAAGAUAUACUUAACGCAUUGUUUUAACUUUCCACGUGUUGCUGUAGAACUUGAUUUAUCUUAUCUCGAACCAACGUCUCAUUUUAUAGAAGCCAUCGAUAGUGUUUUUUCUUUUACAUUAGAUGAACAAGUUACUAAAUUGAAGGAAGUUCUUUCAACAUAUGGUCAUGUUUAUCCACGCUUAGUUAUUCUCGGUGGACAUCUCUACCAUACAGAGAUGCAUGACAAUAAAGAACAGGCGGAAGAAGCGAAAAAACGACUGAGUGCUAGUGCAUCCUUCUCUGCUUCCUUUAUGCAGCCAGCUAAAGUUUAUGCAGGUGGUGGAUAUGAGAAACAAUCGCACGAAAAAUCAUUGGAACAAACUUCCUUCAUGAACUUAGAGGCUGUGGGAGGUGAUACAACGUACAGUCGAGAUCCAACACUGUGGGCAAGGACUGUGACUAAUCCAUUUUUAUGGCGUAUCAUUGAACAAGAUAACUAUCAGUUCGUCAUCACAUUACUCGAUCACCAGCGGCAGCAAAAAAUUCAACGAAUAGUCAAUCAUGAUACUAUACCGAAGAGGGUUAAAAAUAUCGAUGAAAGUUGUCCCAAUAACAUACAUCCACGACUACAAUAUGCGAACAUUGAUGGUAUUUAUGUCAAUCCAGCAUCACCAGGUGUUACACCAAUUUGGUACUUCUACUCUCCUAGGUAUAAUGUUUGGUUUUGGACACCCUAUGAAAAUUUUGGUGUUUGGAUGCCUGUUCAUACACUGACAGUAAAAUCUGGUUAUUACAAAGGUGAACAGCCUGCUCCAACAAAUAGGCAGGUCAUUGAGCAUUUGCGAGAAAACAAUCCGAUCCCACCCGGCACAAUGCUCGAGGCGGCUUUAAAAGUUGAAAAACGUAUUUUAAAGUUAUGAUUUAAAAUAUGAAUUCUUUUCUCAACUAUUCUGAAGUUACUUUAAAUUCUCAAUUUUUUUAUUUAUUAUUUUACUUUGUUUAUUGAUUCACCCUGUGAUAUUUUAUUCUCGAACAACCUUUCUUCACUCCAACAAACGAUCAAAUGCUUCUCUCUCCUCACACAAUUUUCUUGCAUACUAUGAUGUAUCAAGCAUCUAUAUGACCACAACAGAAACAAGCGAGGAAGAGAGCCGAUACAGAACGAAAGAACCAGAGAAGAGAAAACGAACCGAAGCCUAUCAUGGCAAAGAAGCAUGACAUCUCCCCAUACAGUGGGUAGUCAGACAAUAAAAUCGAUUUUCGAGAUUCGAACCCAUAUCGUAGCUAGCAUUGAAGCUACUAUGGUCCUGCAUUUAAGCACAUCUUGGAUGCCGCACUAUAGCGAGCACGUAGUGAAUAGCAGGUACCACAGAGGACGUCAAAUAGGUGAAUAUUAUUACUGGGGCAACAUAAGUAACAUGUAUGCUUUCAAUUGAGGAUCUAGUUAUAUUCUUCGGUUAUUAUAUAGUUAGGAUAUGAGUAAAAGAGAAAAUAGACGACUAGUUUCAACUUACACCCAUACAUCCUCACCCACAUCCACUCCCUUCUAAUCGUUUUCUAAGAAGAGUCCAUUGAUAUCAACAAAAUAUUUGAUUUCUUUUGUUCUUAAAAUUAAAACAAUAAAUUUAGAUACGAUCAUUUUUUUUAUUUCAAAGUUCUCAUAGAAUGAAAAGAUUAUGAAAGAAAUAACAUUGAAUAGAAUGAUGAAUAACAAACUUAUCACAUAUUUGUUAAUUCUAUUUUGAUCUGAUUCUUUUUACACAUUAUUUAUGAUAGAUUGCAUUUCUAUAUUAAUAUUAAUAAAGAAAUAAAAUAUUAUGAUUUUUUUGUUAUCUCUUUUGUGACUCUACGUGCACAAUCAUGGUGAUAUGUAUUGCGAAUGAAAAAAGAAACUUAUCCACUAUCAAAAGACAAAAAUAAAUUUAUAUUUUGACAUGUUUAUUAUUAUUGAUUUUAAAACAAUAAAAGAUACUAAUAGAUGUAUCAUUAUAUCAUUUUCGUAUUUAUUUCAUAUUUCUUCAAAAUUGAAAAUAAUACAAAAUUGUCUUAUUUUUUUUGUUCUUUGUUAAUUUUAAAAUAUACAUGUAAUUCUACUAUCUAUUAGAUGUGAGAGAACUACAUUCGUUCGAAAUUUUACUGAACGAUACCCUCUAUCUUUUAGUGUACAAUACGUAGCUUUGCGCAUCAGCCUGUAUGAUCACACGCUCACAUAAAUCGCUUUUUAUCUGUAGAAAAAUAGAAACUCACAGUUUGACAGGGCAAUAGGCUUCAAUCUCAUAAAUUUUAUCUCUUUAUGAAAAAUUUUUCCGAAAAACAAAUUCGACAGUUUUGUUGAGAAAAUUUGAACAAAUGUAAAUUUCCUCAAAGAUAGAAAAUAAAAUUAUGACAUGUACUAUAGGGUACCUAUUAUUUUUCAAAAAAUUUCCCCGAAUAUUUAUAAGUCUUCUAAAAUUCCCUCGAACGGUCGUUUGUGCACGUGAGUAGAUUCUGCACCGCUAAUGCUGAAUUACCGCUGCCAAAUUGUUUUUUUCGAGUGAUUCUAGAUCAGUUGGCUGAAUGUCGAUGAUAGCAAUUAUAAAUACCAAGCUUUUGCUCUGGAGUCGAGCGUUGCAUUGUACACAGUCGGAUGUCAUCUUGCAUGUAGAUCAACGAGGCACUUUCAUCCACUGCAGCCAAAUCUGUGUUAGAAUUUGAACAAAUUAUAAUCAAGAUUUGUUUUCAUCGAAAGUGUCCAUUGUAAUGAGUAUAUAUUAGACACUUCAAAUUAAUGAAAUGGAACAAAACGAGAAUGUCGAAAGUGGAACCGAACCACCAACCAACUUCGUCCGGAAGCUUGUUCUAUGUCCACUCACAAGGGAAGGUCCCUGAGUGAUUCAUCACUUUUAAGUCGAGACUAUGUACAUCAUGUAUGUCAUGAAUAGUUACGAAGACUGUAAAAAGAGUUCGUCCCCAUAGCUUGUUGCUGUUGAGAUAAUGCGUUUCUAU
This is a messenger RNA of Rotaria sp. Silwood1, 3703 nucleotides long. The record is from the annotation of a GenBank genome assembly. Lineage: Eukaryota; Metazoa; Rotifera; Eurotatoria; Philodinida; Philodinidae.